Messenger RNA from Musa acuminata subsp. malaccensis (wild Malaysian banana), 1625 nucleotides. Its product is annotated as probable serine/threonine-protein kinase PBL23. Gene Ontology annotation, molecular function: protein kinase activity; ATP binding. Lineage: Eukaryota; Viridiplantae; Streptophyta; Magnoliopsida; Zingiberales; Musaceae. The record is from RefSeq and is a predicted model, not a curated record. Gene Ontology annotation, biological process: protein phosphorylation.
CUCUCUAGCUUUUGUGUCGUCUUUUCAAUCUUGUAGUUAUGCCUCUCACCAUCCUCCUUCCGGUCUCAUCAAUGUACUGUACAUCGCUCUUCUCCUGCUAACUUCGAGCAGGGAUCAGUGUCACUGUGUCAGUGCUUCGCCAAUGGACGCGGAGGAGAGGAGGGAGGAGAGCGUGGCGCUGGUGGUGAUCGUGGUCCUCGCGGUGCUCGCCCUCGCCUCCCUAGUCGUCGCCCUCGGCUACUACUGCUACAUACGCAGCAAGGUGUCCCAGCGUCGAAAGGCCUUCAAGAACGAGGCCCGGGAAGAGGCGGAUCACGAGGAGGCGGCCGCAGGAGGCGGCGGAGAGGUGGAGGUUGUGGUGGCCGCGGGGAAAGGUGGGGGAGGAGUGCAGCUGUUCGCCUACAAGCAGCUGCACACCGCCACAGGCGGGUUCGGGAAGGGGAACGUGGUCGGGCACGGGAGCUUCGGGUCAGUGUACAGGGGUGCCCUCCCCGACGGGAGGAAGGUGGCCGUCAAGCUGAUGGACAGCGGCGGGAAGCAGGGGGAGGAGGAGUUCAAGAUGGAGGUGGAGUUACUGACGCGACUCCGGUCGGCGUAUUUGCUCGGACUAAUCGGCUACUGUUCGGAAGGUGGUCACAGGCUGUUGGUUUAUGAGUACAUGGCCAGCGGCAGCCUCCAGGAACAUCUGUAUCCAACCGGCGGCGGAUCCUAUGGUGGUGUGUCAAAUUUGGAAUGGGAGACGAGAAUGAAAAUAGCACUUGAGGCUGCCAAAGGCCUGGAAUACUUGCAUGAGGAAGUCAAUCCACCAGUAAUUCACCGAGAUUUCAAGAGCAGCAAUAUCCUCUUGGAUAAGAACUUCCGUGCAAAAGUUUCAGAUUUUGGUUUGGCCAAAUUUGGAUCUGAAAAAGCUGGAGGCCAUGUUUCAACACGAGUUCUAGGCACCCAAGGCUAUGUGGCCCCAGAAUAUGCAUUAACUGGGCAUUUGACUACAAAAUCAGAUGUUUACAGCUAUGGUGUUGUACUCUUGGAGUUGCUUACAGGCAGAAUUCCGGUAGAUAUGAAUAGACCUCCUGGGGAAGGUGUUCUUGUGUCUUGGGCUCUACCUCGACUGACAGAUCGAGAGAAGGUUGCACAAAUUAUGGAUCCGGCAAUGGAAGGGCAAUACUCCUUGAAAGAAGCCGUACAAGUUGCCGCGAUUGCUGCCAUGUGUGUGCAGCCAGAGGCCGAUUACAGGCCUCUGAUGGCAGAUGUAGUCCAAUCCCUGGUCCCUCUAGUGAAGCACAAGUCGACUGCAAGGAUUGGCGGUGGCUCCAACUUACACACACCGAAAUCUCCAGCUACACCUAUCUGUGCCAAGACUACUACCACCACCUCCUGAAGUAUGCACUCAACGUUGCUUGUAUCAAUCUACAUUGCAUUAGCAUUAGGUAGUAAUAACUAGGUCUCAUGAAAAACUUGGUUUCACCGGUGAAACAGCUUUGUCAUAUAUUUGUUUGGACUGCUGUAAGAGUCGUAAAAGUAUAUUUAGAUUCCGAUAUAGUGUUUAUUUAUAUGGAGUAGCUGUUGAGUUCAUGUAAUAUAAUCUAGUAACCUUUCUACCUUCAUUUGGAAGAUUACCUGUGCAA